AAGAAAAAUAUUGCUUCCUUAAAACAAAAGUCAUCUACAAAAUGGCACAUUAUUCAAUAAUUCUCUUUUACUUAAAAUAAAGGGAAAAACAACAGUAAAAUCCAAAGACACGCGCAUCAAAACCGCGUAGGGAGUCUCAAAGAAAAAAAAGAAGUCAAAUCUCAUGUCCCUGACCCUCGGUAAAGGUCGGUCCAAAUCAUUCAAAAAUGACAGUUUAAAAAAUAAAAAAUAAAAAAAUUAUUAUCCUUUUGUUAAUCUUAACCAAACCUUUCCAGUUUCCAUUACGUCUCCACUUGUACAAUUGUCUGUGUUUUAAAGCAAGCCAUCUAUUUCCUCACCAACCCAUUGUUUUCUUCUCCAUCGGUAAAAAUCUUUUUGAAAAGAAAUGUUUGAUUUAGAAGAGAGUCUUACGGUAGAAAGCUACAGAAUUCCAUGGCUAAUAUGGAUCCAAAUCCUAAUCUUUAUCCUUCUCCUCUUUCUCUUUUAUUGUUUCAGUGUUUUUACUUCUUCAGAUCUCUCUCUCAACACCACCACCAGCAGCAACAACAGCAGCAGCAUCUCCUCUUUUCCUCCUCCUUCUUCUUCUUCUUCAACUUCAGCUUCCUCUUUAAACAAGGCAACAGGUCUCAACAAACACAACAGCAACACCACAACUGUCACCAAUCUCUUGCAGCAGCACCAUAAUCAGAUAGGAGGAAGCCAAAGUAUAAAAGGAGAGAUAGCAACAAGCACAAGUAGAACAGUAGUGAGAGAAGGUAAUGUCAUAGAAGGGGAAGGUUUCUCAACAAACUCGGUUAUUGAUUUCCAUCCCUGCAACUAUUUUAGGCUUGCCAAGCUUGCGUUUCUCAAGUGUUUGGGAUUAGACUUAGACCCUGUGUCCGAGCGAUGUUCAAGCUCCGAGCGGAAAAAGGAAAGAUAGCCUCUGCUACGAAUUCAAAUCUGCUGAGAAGCAAAGGUUGAGCUAACACUUUUUAAGCAAGCUGCAAAAACCAUUGCACCAAGCAGGCAGAGGGAUGGAAUGGAAAGCCUGCUAGUGAUUUUGCCCUGCAAGGUGAAUAUAUUCAAGCUGUUAAAAGUUAAAUGAUGAUCUAUGGAAGCAUUGAGAUAUUAGGAAAUAUCAUUCAUUGAAGCAGCUGGAAUAAGCAACCAUGUAAAUAUUAUUUGGAUCAGAACUGGUUCAAAGAAUCUUAAUGUGUAUUUCUUUUAUGUUCAGAUUGUAAGUUAUUAUAAGGCUCGAAUUGAAUUUAUUUUGCGAGAAAUUCAAGCAACUCUGCAGCAGGUUCAGGGUUGUAUCAUGGAGACAUUUGAGCUCAUUGGCAUUGGCUUCACAAAAUAAUACCUUUUAGUUUGUGUUGUCA
Messenger RNA from Ricinus communis (castor bean), 1358 nucleotides. RefSeq lists its product as uncharacterized. The coding region runs from base 386 to 919 and encodes 177 amino acids. NCBI's taxonomy places the organism in Eukaryota, Viridiplantae, Streptophyta, Magnoliopsida, Malpighiales, Euphorbiaceae. The transcript is spliced from 2 exons. The record is from RefSeq and is a predicted model, not a curated record.